Molecule: messenger RNA, 2055 nt
Organism: Trichomonas vaginalis G3
Lineage: Eukaryota; Parabasalia; Trichomonadida; Trichomonadidae
Product: eukaryotic translation initiation factor 5B family
Exons: 1
Coding region: 1-2055 (684 amino acids)
Molecular function (GO): GTPase activity; GTP binding; translation initiation factor activity
Source: RefSeq, a predicted model, not a curated record
AUGUCACAGUGGAUUGACGAUAUUGAUCUUGAAGAAAGCGGCUCUGAUGCUAAAGAGGAAGAGCCCGAAGAGGAGGAGGAAGAUGGCCCAGCAGCUUGGGAACAAGCUCAAGAAUCCUCAGAAUCCGAAGAAGAGGAAGCAAAGAAGCCAGAACCUGUUAAGCCAGAGCCAGUUAAACCAGAACCUAUUAAGCAAGAAAAGGAAACUUCAGCACCAAAGUCAAAAAUCCAAUAUACAGAAAUGGAAGCUGUUCCAGAACACCAGCGUUCUCCAAUUUGUGUUAUUAUGGGACACGUCGAUACAGGCAAGACAAAGAUUUUAGAUAAGAUUCGUCACUCAAACAUUCAGGACGGUGAAGCCGGUGGUAUCACACAACAGAUCGGUGCUACAUACUUCCCAGAGUCCGAAAUCAAGAGAAGAACACAGUUCUUCAAGGGUCCAUUCAAACUCGAAUACAAUAUCCCAGGUCUUCUUAUCAUUGAUACACCAGGACACGAAUCCUUCUCAAACCUUCGUUCCCGUGGUUCCUCACUUUGUGAUAUCGCUAUUCUCGUUAUUGAUAUCAUGCACGGUGUCGAAAACCAGACACUUGAAUCCCUUCAGAUGCUUGUCUCAAAGAAGGUUCCAUUCAUCAUCGCUCUUAACAAGAUCGAUCGUCUCUCAGGCUGGCAGUCAAAGGACUGGAGAGAAUUCGUUAAUGGCGUCAAAGUUCAGGAUCAGCAUACAAUGGCCCAGUAUCAGAAGGGUCUGCAACGUGUUAUCACCCAGCUUGGUCAGCAGGGUCUUAACGGUGUCCCAUUCAACAACUGGGUCCGUAACAUCUCAACAAAGAUCGAACUUGAAGAUGUUCCAAUCGUUCCAACAUCAGCUAUUACAGGUGAAGGUAUCCCAGAUCUUCUCGCCAUCCUUCAGCUCCGUGCCCACAUCCAGAUGAAGAAUCGCCUUACAUCAAAGAACGAAUUGCAGUGCACAGUUCUCGAAGUUAAGGUCGAACAGGGUAUGGGUACAACACUCGAUGUCAUCCUUGUCAACGGUGUCCUUCACGUCAACGAUAUUAUUGUUUUGGCCGGUAUGAAUGGUCCGAUUGUCAGUCGUAUCAGAGCACUUCUUACACCAGCUCCUCUCAAGGAACUUCGUGUCCGCUCCGAAUACCUCCACCACGACAAGAUCUACGCUGCUAUGGGUUGCAAGAUCUCAGGACCAGAUCUCCAGAGCGCUAUUGCUGGUUCCGAACUUUUCGUUGCCCACAGCGAUGAAGAUGUCGAGAUCCUCAAGAAGCGUGUCGAAGCAGAUAUCACUGCUAUCACAUCUUCUGUCAACAAGAACGAAGAUGGUCUUCUUGUCCAAGCAUCUACACUUGGUUCCCUUGAAGCCCUUCUUUCCUACCUCAAGAGCCAAAACGUCAACGUCGCAGCUGUCGGAAUUGGUCCACUUUACAAGAAAGACAUUCAACAGAUCUUACACAUCGCUCAGGCUAAUCCUAAGUAUGCUUGCGUUCUUUGCUUCAACGUCGAAAUUUCUGCAGAUGCUAAGACAUUCGCUCAACAAAACGAUAUCAAGAUUUUCAGCGCUGAAAUCAUUUACCACCUUACAGACAUGUACGCCAAGUACAUCGAAGACCUCAAGGUCAAGGCUAGAGAAGCUGCCAGAGCUCAGAUGGUUUGGCCAGUCGAAUUCCAGUAUCUCGAGAAGUCUUUGAUUCACAGAUCCAAGCCAAUUAUCAUUGGUAUCAAGGUCCUCGACGGAACACUCAAGAAAGGUACACCAAUCUCCACAAUCGGUGAAAAUGCAAGAUUCAUCGGUACAGUUGAUUCAAUCCAGGUCAACCAGCAGCCAAUCGAAGAGGCAAAGAUCGGCCAGGAAUGCGCUAUCCUUAUCAAAGAUCCAGCAUCAUGGUCUCCAGAAGCAGAUAAGGACUUCCAUCCAAAGGACAUUUUUGUCUCCAAGUUGACAAGACCACUCAUCGAUCUCCUCAAGGAACACUUCAGAGAUGAGCUCGCUCGUGAGGACUGGGAACUCGUCCGCAAGAUCAAGGGUUACCUUAAGAUCAUCUAA